This is a messenger RNA of Sander lucioperca (pikeperch), 5574 nucleotides long. Its product is annotated as hemicentin-1-like. The record is from RefSeq and is a predicted model, not a curated record. Lineage: Eukaryota; Metazoa; Chordata; Actinopteri; Perciformes; Percidae. The transcript is spliced from 20 exons. The coding region runs from base 16 to 5052 and encodes 1678 amino acids.
ACCAUCGAUACAAAAAUGGAGAAGAAUACUGAAGGAACCCUGGCCAUUGUAUUGCUGGUUUUAAUACAAGGUGUUCUGGCCUCUGGUGCUGUGGAGGUCCGGCCCUCCAUCAACCCUGCUGUAGUCGGGACCUCUGUGACGCUGUCUCUGUCUCCUUCGACCGCUCUGAAAAGUGGAAGCUGGGCAGUGGGAGAGUCCCUCAUACUCACCUGGCUGGGAGACCAGCAGGCAGUCUUCCCCAGUUACAGCGGCAGGGCGUCAGUCAACGUCCUCACUGGAGCUCUCAACCUGAGCUCCGUCACGGUAGCAGACUCGGGAGUCUACGUGGUGCAGAGCAGUGACACCCAGCUUAAGGCCAAUGCUUCCAUCACUGUUCUAGAGCCCAUUUCAAAUGUGACCCUGAGAGCCAAUCAAACUGAACUGAUGGAGUUCAACAGUUCAGCUGUUGCUACCUGCUCCAUCUCUUCUGGAUCCUCUCUCUCUUUCCUCUGGAUGAACGGCAGCUCUGAGGUUACAGCCAGUAACAGAGUUCAAUUCACUGAUAGAAACUCCACUCUCACAAUAGUUAAUGUGACCCGCUAUGACCAGGGACCGUUCAGGUGUUGUGUGUCUAAUCCUGUCAGUAAUGGAACCAGUAAUCCACUAAACUUUACUAUCAGCUAUGGUCCAGAUAACAUGGCGCUAACCGUGAACAAACAGAACAUCACUUCCUUUCUCAUUGGUUCCAAUCUAACUAUGCUCUGUUCAGUACAGUCUAAUCCUCCAGCUCAGCUUAGGUGGGCUUUCAGAGGAGAGCGUGUGAACACUACGGGUCCAUUGUUGGAGCUGUUCAAUGUCAGCGAGAGCCAAAGCGGAGCAUAUUCCUGUCUGGCCUUCAACAAUCACACCAACAUGAACAGCAAUAUCACCGCAUACAUCAUGAUAGCAACUGCAAAUAUUCCGCAGAUUUAUGCCUCUAUGAACCCGUUACCAGUGGGAAACAAUGUCACACUUUUCAGCCAGCUCCCUAUUACCACAGGGGCAUGGAUGUUCAACAAUCAAAUCAUUGUGAUGAUAUUCCCGGGAGGUCAGAUCAUAACUAACACUUGGAGUAACAGGGUUACAUUCAAUUCAACCACUUCAUCAUUGACUAUAAUGUCACUACAGCUGGAAGACUCUGGAGUGUACACGUUACAGUCAGUGAAUAAUUUUCUUGCUCAGUUAACACUAUCAGUCCAAGUGCCUAUUUCAAAUGUGACUCUGAGGGCAAAUGCAACCAACCUGGUGGAGUUCAAUGACACAGCAGUUCUCAUGUGCUCUGUGCUCUACGGCUCGUCCCUGUCUUAUGUUUGGCUAAACGGCAGCUCUGUGGUUACAACCGGUGGUAUGGUGCAGCUCAGCAAUGGAGGCGCCACUCUCACCAUAGUCAGUGUGACCCGCUAUGAUCAGGGGCCGUUCAGGUGCAAUGUGUCCAAUGGUGUGAGCCAAGAAGUCAGUCUCCCUGUACUUCUGAACAUCAGCUAUGGUCCAAGUAACACAACAAUGACGAUCAUGCCCAUGAGAUCCACCUACAUAACAGGAUCUAACAUCACACUGUCGUGUUCAGCUGACUCCAUUCCUCCAGCGAUAAUCCAGUGGAUGGUUGAUGGGAUGUAUCUAAAUCAGUCUGGCCCACAGCUUCAACUACAGAUGGUUAAAGAGAGCAACUCGGGAAAUUACCAAUGCUUAUUUUACAACACAGUCACGCUCCUGUUCAGCAGCAAAAGUGCAAUGAUCAAUAUUUUAGAGCCAAUAGUAGCAGUUGUGGUGAAUCACACAGGUGGACCAGUAAUACUUCAUGAGAGAUUAAUUCUGCAUUGUGAAGUGACUGGAGUUGUUGCCAGCAUUCAGUGGUGGAGAAAUGGUCAUCUUAUUACUGCUGACAAUACAACAGAAAUAAACAACAAGACACUGAUUAUCUUAUCAGUCCAACUAUCAGAUAAUGGAAAUUAUCAGUGUCAGGCUUUUAAUUCUGUGAGCAACAUGACCAGCAGCCCCUACACAGUUCAAGUAAACUAUGGACCGCAGAAGCCAACUAUAAUGGGACCAAAUAUGACAAAGACAGGAGUCAAUGCCACAUUCAGCUGCUAUGCAUCAUCCAACCCUACCAGCUCCUACAAAUGGUUCUUCAAUGAUUCUCUAGUGGCCAAUACAUCUGAGUAUGUCACACCUCUUCUUACCAAAGAAAUGAGUGGAACGUACACCUGCAUGGCCUUCAACAACAUCACCGGCAAAAACAGCACUGCCUACAAAAUGCUCACUGUUUUGGCUCCAGUGACUAUGGCCUCAAUAAAAAUUGUUGGCGCUCAGCCGAUCCUGAACCACACUUUCACUUUAACCUGUGAGGCAUCUGGAGAUGUGGAUUUCAUUAUCUGGAUGUAUGAUUGGUCCCAACUGUAUGCUGACAACACAAGAAACUUCUCAAUGGACCAAGCCACCCUCACCUUUGAUCCUGUCAUGAACUCUGACAAUGGAAAUUAUCAGUGUAUAGCUUCCAACGCACUCAGCAGCUCAUCAAGCCAAAACUUUACACUGGAGGUUUUUUAUGGACCGCAGAUGCCAACUAUAAUGGGACCAAAUAUGGCAAAGACAGGAGUCAAUGCCACAUUCAGCUGCUACGCAUCAUCCAACCCUACCAGCUCCUACAAAUGGUUCUUCAAUGAUUCUCUAGUGGCCAAUACAUCUGAGUAUGUCACACCUCUUCUUACCAAAGAAAUGAGUGGAACGUACACCUGCAUGGCCUUCAACAACAUCACCGGCAAAAACAGCACUGCCUACACGAUGCUCACUGUUUUGGCUCCAGUGACUAUGGCCUCAAUCAAAAUUGUCGGCGCUCAGCCGAUCCAGAACCACACUUUCGCUUUAACCUGUGAGGCAUCUGGAGAUGUGGAUUUCAUUAUCUGGAUGUAUGAUUGGUCCCAACUGUAUGCUGACAACACAAGAAACUUCUCAAUGGACCAAGCCACCCUCACCUUUGAUCCUGUCAUGAACUCUGACAAUGGAAAUUAUCAGUGUAUAGCUUCCAACCCAUUCAGCAGCUCAUCAAGCCAAAACUUUACACUGGAGGUUUUUUAUGGACCGCAGAUGCCAACUAUAAUGGGACCAAAUAUGGCAAAGACAGGAGACAAUGCCACAUUCAGCUGCUACGCAUCAUCCAACCCUACCAGCUCCUACAAAUGGUUCUUCAAUGAUUCUCUGGUGGCCAAUACAUCUGAGUAUGUCACACCUCUUCUUACCAAAGAAAUGAGUGGAACGUACACCUGCAUGGCCUUCAACAACAUCACCGGCAAAAACAGCUCUGCCUACACGAUGCUCACUGUUUUGGCUCCAGUGACCAUGGCGUCAAUCAAAAUUGUUGGCGCUCAGCCGAUCCUGAACCACACUUUCACUUUAACCUGUGAGGCAUCUGGAGAUGUGGAUUUCAUUAUCUGGAUGUAUGAUUGGUCCCAACUGUAUGCUGACAACACAAGAAACUUCUCAAUGGACCAAGCCACCCUCACCUUUGAUCCUGUCAUGAACUCUGACAAUGGAAAUUAUCAGUGUAUAGCUUCCAACCCAUUCAGCAGCUCAUCAAGCCAAAACUUUACACUGGAGGUUUUUUAUGGACCACAGAUGCCAACUAUAAUGGGACCAAAUAUGGCAAAGACAGGAGUCAAUGCCACAUUCAGCUGCUACGCAUCAUCAAACCCUACCAGCUCCUACAAAUGGUUCUUCAAUGAUUCUCUGGUGGCCAAUACGUCUGAGUAUGUCACACCUCUUCUUACCAAAGAAAUGAGUGGAACGUACACCUGCAUGGCCUUCAACAACAUCACCGGCAAAAACAGCACUGCCUACACGAUGCUCACUGUUUUUGAUCAUUUAAAAUAUGUACACGUAGAAACACCUAUGACUCCUGCCAUAGCAGGUAAUUCUUAUAAUCUAAUGUGCAAUGUGAGUGGACCUGCUGGGGAUGUUUACUGGAUGAAAAAUGGUGAGCCACUGCAUGAAGACAACAGAACUGUUUUCUCAAUGGAUAAGAAGACAGUCACCUUCAACCCACUUGGACAAAAUGAUACUGGGCUCUACCAGUGUAUGGUUAUUAAUGCUGGUUGGAACAUGACCAGCGCUCCUUACAUGCUCAUUGUGAACUUUGGACCAGAAAAACCCAUGAUUGAAGGGCCAGCUUUUGCUGAGACAGGACAUAACGCAAGUUUUCAAUGUUCUGCCAUGUCAGUGCCUCCCAGUCAAUUCAGCUGGUGGUUCAAUGGCUCCAAGGUGUCCAAUACUUCAAUGUUUAAAACUGACCUUCUGUCUUUAAAUAUGAGUGGAGAAUACACCUGCAUGGCUUACAAUUAUAUUACAAAAAAGAACAGCACAAACUCCAAGAUGCUCACAGUCGUUGAGCCAAUAGAGUCAGUGAUGAUCAGAAACAACACCGUUCCAAUAAAUUCUAAAAACUUCACUCUCACUUGUGACGUUACUGGGCCCUAUGACAUGAUCUACUGGAUGAAGGACAACAUGAACCUCAACAUGACAAACCUCACCUCAACCCCUCACAUGUCCUACCACAUUAAAAACAACAUGCUGCACUUCACUCCAUUGACGAUGUACAGUGAUGGGACAUAUCAGUGUGUCGCUACCAAUCAUGCUGGUCCACAUAAAAGCCCCCAAUACACGCUCCUGGUGAACUAUGGCCCUCUGAGUGUGAAUAUCUCUGGUCCAGGUUCAGCUAAAGUUAACCUACAAGUGUCCUUGAAUUGCUCUGCUGUUUCUCGGCCAGAUUGUAACUUCCAGUGGUUCUUUAACAAUAACUCGAUGGCUCUCAAUACUGGCUCUGUUAUCACUUUCCUUGCAAACAAAGGGACUGAGGGAAGCUACAUGUGUAAGGCAACGAACCCUGUGACCAACAUCACAAUGUACCAGACCAAAGCCUUUACUCUCACUGCUCUUAGCUCACGCCUCGGCCCUCCAUUUCACAUCCCAAGGCGGUCUGAUGUUGAUGAGUCUGUUUGCUUUGUCUGUGCCUGUGCUGUUCAGCUAAGUCCUCCGCACUGAGAAAUCCAGUAAAACUGAAAGGCCUCUUGCUCCCUCUACAGUCUUAACAGUCAUUUAUUAAUUAACGGGAAAGUAUAGUAAAUAAUCUGAUGCCAUGGUAUCAGUUCUUGUGGGUUUUGUUUGAAAGUAAAAUAAGAAUUUGGAAAUGUGACAGACUUUGAUUGAAGUUACAGUUUGUUGUUAGAUAUUUCCUUUUGUCAGAUAUAUUUUAAUUAACGUACAAUACAGAUUAGUAACAUUGACACUGACAAUGAAAUGGUAAAUCAUCUUAUUAUUGCAUUGCCUGUUAUUGCCUGUUCGUUAUUAGCAAGUAAAAGUGGUUGUUGUUGUUGUUGUUACUGCCAUUCAGGCAGUUUAAUACAAUUCAUUAAUGCAUAAAUUAACAAGUGUGUUCCCUUAAAACACCUUCAUACUAUUUUGGUACAAACUGCAAUUCUUCACUCUGAACACCUGGAAGCUUUUUACAUGCGUGAUAAUAUUAAAACUGUAAUUUAUUUCUUAAUCAAUAAAUAAUCAACCCAA